This is a messenger RNA of Abrus precatorius (Indian licorice), 2274 nucleotides long. RefSeq names its product cycloartenol synthase-like. Lineage: Eukaryota; Viridiplantae; Streptophyta; Magnoliopsida; Fabales; Fabaceae. Gene Ontology annotation, molecular function: intramolecular transferase activity. Gene Ontology annotation, cellular component: lipid droplet. The transcript is spliced from 18 exons. Gene Ontology annotation, biological process: triterpenoid biosynthetic process. The record is from RefSeq and is a predicted model, not a curated record. The coding region runs from base 1 to 2274 and encodes 757 amino acids.
AUGUGGAAGCUCAAGAUUGCAGAGGGAGAAAGUCCAUGGCUUUGGACUUUGAACAAUCACUUUGGAAGACAGGUUUGGGAGUUUGAUCCUAAGCUUGGAACGCCUCAAGAUUUCCUUGAGAUUGAAAAUGCUCGCCAGAAUUUCUACAACAAUAGAUUUACUAAGAAACACAGCUCUGAUCUACUUAUGCGCAUGCAGUUUGCAAAAGAGAAUCCAUUACACCAAGUCUUACCCAAAAUUGUAGUAAAAGAUAUUGAAGAUGUAACUGAAGAGGUAGUGACAAGAACACUAAGAAGGGCCUUGAGUUUCCAUUCAACUCUCCAAAGUCAUGAUGGACACUGGCCAGGAGAUUAUGGAGGUCCCAUGUUUCUAAUGCCUGGCUUGGUAAUUGCUCUGUAUAUCACUGGGGCACUGAAUGAUGUAUUAACAGAAGAGCAUAGAAAGGAAAUGUGCCGCUACCUUUAUAAUCAUCGAAAUAAGGAUGGUGGGUGGGGUUUGCAUAUUGAAGGUCCAAGCACCAUGUUUGGCUCUGUCUUGUGUUAUGUUGCUCUGAGGUUGCUUGGUCAGGGACCUAAUGAUAGAGAAGGGGAAAUGGAGAAAGCACGUGACUGGAUCCAAGGACAUGGUGGUGCUACUUAUAUAACAUCGUGGGGGAAGAUGUGGCUUUCAGUACUUGGAGUGUAUGAAUGGUGUGGAAAUAAUCCACUGCCCCCUGAGAUUUGGCUCCUUCCAUACAUGCUUCCAAUUCAUCCAGGAAGGAUGUGGAGUCAUUGUCGAAUGGUCUAUUUGCCAAUGUCCUUCUUAUAUGGAAAGAGGUUCGUUGGUCCAAUCACACCAUUGGUAUUAUCUUUGAGAACAGAGCUCUAUACUACACCGUAUCAUAAAAUAAACUGGAAUCAUGCUCGCAAUUUGUGUGCAAAGGAAGACUUGUAUUAUCCUCACCCACUCGUGCAGGAUAUUCUCUGGGAAUCUCUUCACAAGGUCAUUGAACCUAUUUUGAUGCAUUAUCCUGGAAAAAAAUUGAGAGAAAAAGCUAUAAAGACUGCAAUGGAGCAUAUACAUUACGAAGAUGAGAAUACUCGUUACAUUUGCUUAGGUCCAAUAAAUAAGGUGUUAAAUAUGCUUUGUUGUUGGGUGGAAGAUCCGAAUUCUAAGGCUUUCAAGUUCCAUCUUCCAAGGAUUUAUGAUUAUCUAUGGAUAGCUGAAGAUGGCAUGAAAAUGCAGGGCUAUAAUGGAAGUCAACUAUGGGAUACUGCAUUUGCUGUCCAAGCAAUUAUCUCAACAAAUCUCAUUGAAGAAUAUGGUCCGACUCUAAAAAAGGCUCAUACAUUCAUUAAGAAUUCACAGGUUUUAGAAGAUUGUCCAGGUGAUCUUAAUAAAUGGUAUCGUCACAUUUCAAAAGGUUCUUGGACAUUUUCAACUGCAGAUCAGGGGUGGGAAGUUUCUGAUUGCACAGCUGAAGGACUAAAAGCUGUUUUAUUAUUAUCGAAAUUUGCACCCGAGAUUGUUGGUGAACCAUUGGAUGCAAAGCGAUUAUACGAUGCUGUAAAUGUCAUUCUCUCAUUACAGAAUGAAAAUGGUGGCUUUGCAACAUAUGAGCUGACACGAUCUUAUAAUUGGUUAGAGAUAAUUAAUUCAGCCGAAACUUUUGGUGACAUCGUUAUUGAUUAUCCUUAUUUGGAAUGCACUUCAACAGUUAUUCAAGGUUUGAUGUCAUUUAGAAAGUUAUAUCCUGAUCAUCGAAGAGAAGAAAUACAAUCUUGUAUAAAAAAAGCUGUUGCUUUUAUAAAACAAGCACAAGCUUCAGAUGGUUCAUGGUAUGGUUCUUGGGGAGUUUGCUUCACCUAUGGCACUUGGUUUGGUUUAAAAGGGCUUAUGGCUGCUGGAGAGAGUUUUGACAAUUGCUCAAGCAUCCGCAAAGCUUGUGAAUUUCUACUUUCCAAGCAACUCCCCUUUGGCGGUUGGGGAGAAAGUUAUCUAUCAUGUCAAAACAAGGUGUAUACAAAUCUGGAAAAUAAUAGGUCUCAUAUCGUAAACACUGGGUGGGCUAUGUUAGCUCUCAUUAGUGCUGGACAGGCUAAGAGAGAUCCGAAACCACUACACCGAGCAGCUAUGUACUUGAUAAACUCUCAAAUGGAGAAUGGCGACUUUCCACAACAGGAAAUAAUGGGAAUCUUCAACAAGAAUUGUACAGUCACAUUUGCUACGUACAGAAACAUAUUCCCCAUAUGGGCGUUGGGAGAGUACCUACAACAUGUAUUGCAGACCCAUUAA